GAAACCGUCUCGCUAAUCUGGAGGUAAAAUGGCGUCGGGUGCCAUUUCAAUGGAUUCAAAGAAAAUAUCUGAAUUAAGGGUUGUCGAUCUUAAAUCGGAGCUCAAAAGAAGGGGAUUGGACACGUUUGGCGUAAAAAGUGUUUUGCUUUCAAGGCUUAAGCAAGCUAUUGAAGAUGAAGGCGGCGACCCAGAGUACAUUCCGACUCCUGAGUCGACUGAUUCAUUGUCGAGGUUAAGUGGAAAAUCCAGAGGGAAGAAAUCAGAUUCUGAUUUGGAAAAUACCGUGGAAGAAGACGUGUCUUCCAAGGAAGUUGAAGAGUAUGAAUCAGAAAAGGAUAUAACUGAUACCGAUGAUGGUAGUCGCGAAAAUUCAAAGCCUCCACCGUGUGAGGACAGCCUCGCUCACUCUGAGCCUGAGCCCGAGUCUGAAACCAUGGCGGCUGACGCUGACUCAGAGCCUGACCCAGAGGUAGAUGCAGAUGCAGAGGUGGAUGAGGAUGCAGAUGCAGACGCAGAACCGGAACCAGAGGCCGAGGCAGAGACAGAAGAAGCCGAGAGGGAUGCUGAAACCUUGAGCUCCUCAAGAGAAUUGGAGGACGAUCACCUAUCCGUCUCAAUCCAAAACGAAGACGCCAUCACCCUGGAUGUUGAUGGCGACGACCUCCUGGAAACAGGUAAACAUGUGAAACUUCCAGAUACAGAGGCAGAGAAGGGCACUGAGACUUGUGCCGAGACGGGCCAAGAUGAUGACAUGAAGGAUGAAGACAUGGAGGAAGAUGGUACGAAAGACGAUGACGAGCCCACGAAGAAAGACGCCAUGAUGAAGGCUGAAACCGAAGAUAAAGAAAAGGAUUCUGGGAAGAAAGGCCCGUCUGCCACAGGGGCCUCAGGUCAAGCAAAGAGCUCUUCAAGAGACAGAGAUGGAAAAGCAGCAAAGGAUGAAAAGGGUGUGAGCAGCUCCUCUCGUAACGUGUGGGUGAGCGGCCUUUCUUCAAACACCAAAGCAGCUGAUUUAAAGAACCUGUUUGGCAAAUAUGGGAAGGUUCUGAGUGCUAAGGUCGUUACAAACGCUCGCAGUCCUGGUUCAAAAUGUUACGGCUUGGUGACGAUGUCUUCCGGUACCGAAGUGACGCGCUGCAUCUCCCAUCUUGACUGCACAGAGCUCCAUGGACAGCAGAUUUAUGUUGAAAGGGCUAAAAAUGAUCCGUUCAAAAAGGAGCCCUCAAAGAAAGAAGUGGAGGACAAAGCAGGAUCCAGCAAAUCCAACAAGAACAUUUUCACUGGAACUAAACUGGCGAACAAAGCACAGCUAACUUACAAAAAAGAAGAAAAGAAAUCUGAUAAGCUGUCAGACAAGGAUUCAUCCAAGAAACAGGAUUCAAAAAGUGGCUCAUCGAGCUCCGAUCAAGAGUCUUCAAAGAGAGACGACAGAAAGCGUGGCCAAACAAAGAGCCCUGGGAAGUCGACAGAUGAAGAUGAACCUAAAGGAGACGGUGGCUUUGAAAAAAGACCUUUUAGAACUGGAAGAUAUUUUAACAAACCAUUUAUGAACCCCAACUUUGACAGGCGUCCCAAGUGGCUGAUUCCUCCUGAAGAGGUACAAUUGCUGAGGGAGAAGCGGCAAUCCUUUCACAACAAAGGGGGAGAAAUGGUCAUUCUGCCUUUUGACAAGUUCAAGGAGCAGAAAGAGCAGCGGAUGCGUGAGCAAAUGGAGCGCUUCCACAGAGCUGCAGAGCUGCGCAGGCGGCGUGAAAUUGCAGAGCAAGAACGGCGGGAACGCGAGCGAGUCCGUCUGAUGCGUGAGCGAGAAGAACGGGAGAUUCUGCUCCGGGAGCGCCAGAGACUGGAAAUGGAGAGACAGAAACUGGAACGCGAGCGGCUGGAGAGGGAAAGGCUUGAGAGGGAGAGGAUUCGCAUCGAGCAGGAGCGGCGUAAAGAAGCCGAGCGCAUGGCGCGUGAACGAGAGGAGCUUCGGCGGCAGCAGGAGCAAUUCCGCUUUGAGCAAGAGAAGAGAAAUAAUCUGAAGAGAGGACGUGAGGUGGAACACGGUCGGCGGGACGAUCCCUACUGGAAUGGCAACAAAAAAAUGCAUCCCGAGUCGGAGGUCCGUCUGAACCAGGGCUCCAAUUACAACCGGCAGCAGAACCGCUUCCCCAACACAAAUCCUCGGGAGAGGGGCCGUUUUCCAGACGCUGGCCAGCAGCCCAACACGUUUGACAGACGUAACAGAUUCGAGGGCGAACCAGAGGCAAAGAAGAGUCGGCCGGCUCCUCACAGAGAGGGUUCCGGCUUCGAUAGAUACCCCAAGAACUACGAUGCCGUCCACAGACCCGAGCCUCCCCCACGUGGGGACACGGACCGGAGGGACAGGGACGAGCGGCGCCCGCCGCCCCUGGGAGCAAGACCUCCGAUCCCUGCCAUGUCGCACAACCGCCCGCCGAGGGACGGCGUCGCGGGAUGGAAGAAUGAGGGAGGAAUGAAUUCCAGCAAGGGGGACAUGAGAGGGCCGAUGCGUAUGCGUGACGAUCGUCCUGGCAGAGACGCUGGGAGAAGCGGCUUUAAUAACAGAGGUCAACCCAUGGGGAUGAAUGAGCAGCCGUUCAGCUCGGGGCGCCAGGUUGUGGUGGAGCGUCACAGUCGGGAUCAAGGACUGAGGAAGGAGUGGCACGGCGGCUCAGGCUCUCAGGUGUUUUCUGACAACCGCAGGAUGGGAGACGGUCGCGGCGGCAUGAUGGCUUCCUCCAGCCACUCUUCGUCAGGACUGGGCCGGAUCGUACAGAUCACCAACAACUCUAUUUCCAGCGGCACCGUGGGCGGAUUCAAGGCUUUCAAAGGAGCAUCGCGGCCGUUCUAACACCGAGUAGAGACGCUUUAAAGCGUUGGAUAUUUGAAGAUUUUCCUGAACACUUUAUUUUUAAAGUAACUGUUUUGGGUGGAACAUUAGCAGCCUUGAGGUUUAGUCCCUUGUUUUAAUCUGUACGGACAGUGUUGACCUCAGUUCUGCUGGUACCACGAAACACCCCUGUGCACGUUUUAAUAUUUCUGAAGUUGCUGCACAGCCCAGCGUCUUUGUAACAAGUUUUCCAGUUAUGACAUAGAACUUCUUUCAAGUGUUUGUAUAUUUUCAUUAGCGUAGUGUUGCUCUGUUUCCUGUGAAAUGUUUUAUUUCAGUGUAUUAUAGAACUCAAAAUAACUGCUGGAUCUGGAUGUUUCAUUGAAAUGGAUGACAGUCCUCUUUUUUUUUUUUUUUUUUUUUUUUUUAUUUAUACUUUUUUAUUUUGUUUGGAAGUUGUACUUUAAUGAAGGUGUCAAAUUUUGUAAAGCUGUACUAAUCUGCUUGAACAGGAUAAAGCUGUGUAAAGUGCUAUCUGUGAUGGACUGGAUUCAGUGAGGACUGAAUCAUGUUCAGGUGUUGCUAAGAAGAAACGGCGAGAGGAAAUCUGUUUCUGUUCGUAAUUCAACUGUGGACAUUUUACAAAUAUAAUUUGAGUAUCAGUUUUCAUCUUCAUGGAGUUUUUUAUUUUUUUUUAUUUUUUACCUUGUCUGUAAAUGGAACAGUUCCUCUAUUGAAGGUUUGAAUCUGGAAAGUUUGGCACAAGAUAAAAUCAGUCUGAAGCUUGAAAAAGCUCUAGGCUGCUACUAAAGUGAACAGGGCACUGCUUUGACUAGGCCAUCAUGUGGAGGGAUUCCUGUUAUUUCACUGCUUUUGUCAUUUCAAAGCUUUAUCCUUUCAGUUGCACCAGUCGCCACUUUGGAUGUCAUGUUUGUAACCUUAACCACACACCGGAUGUUAUUGGUUAUUAAACCUUGAUUAGAAAACAAAAUAAAUGAAGUGGCUUUUUACCCGUUAA
Xiphophorus hellerii (green swordtail) is the source of this 3851-nucleotide messenger RNA. It is a transcript of the gene sltm, whose product is annotated as SAFB-like, transcription modulator. Gene Ontology annotation, molecular function: RNA binding; sequence-specific DNA binding. Lineage: Eukaryota; Metazoa; Chordata; Actinopteri; Cyprinodontiformes; Poeciliidae. The record is from RefSeq and is a predicted model, not a curated record. The coding region runs from base 29 to 2854 and encodes 941 amino acids. Gene Ontology annotation, cellular component: nucleus. The transcript is spliced from 20 exons. Gene Ontology annotation, biological process: regulation of mRNA processing; regulation of transcription by RNA polymerase II.